This is a messenger RNA of Closterium sp. Naga37s-1, 2007 nucleotides long. NCBI's taxonomy places the organism in Eukaryota, Viridiplantae, Streptophyta, Zygnematophyceae, Desmidiales, Closteriaceae. The record is from the annotation of a GenBank genome assembly.
AUGGAUUACAGAGUUAACAGAAAUAGCGGCUACAUGAGAGUGAGCGUGUCAGCAAGCUCGGAGUCCGAGGCGCGCAGCGGCAAUGGCGUUGCCACGUCUCCGUCCAUCGAGCCACGAGGGGAAGCCACGGAAUUCCCCGCGUUUCUGCCGCCGCAAGUGACGGAGCUUGAGGAGGAGGCGGCUCGCCAGCUGGCACGGCGCGUUCAGAGGCUGCCAGUACAGACCAACCUUGCUUCAGAACCAAUCAUGAGCGGCUGCAUCGUGCCAAAAAACGCCGGCCAGACAGCCGUCCCCAUCCUGCUCUUCCACGGAUUUGACAGUUCAUGCCUGGAGUGGCGGCGGGUGUAUCAGCGCCUGGAGGAGGGGGGAGCGGAGCCAUGGGCGGUGGACACUCUGGGCUGGGGCUUCUCAGACACCACCAAGGAGCGGGGAAUCCAGUCCUUCUCCGUGGAUGCCAAGAGGGAGCACUUAUACCAGUUCUGGCGGCAACACCUAGGGGGCCGUCCGGCUCUGCUGGUUGGUCCUAGCCUCGGGGGUGCUGCUGCCAUCGACCUGGCAGUGAACCAUCCCGAUGUGCCAGUGGGUCUCCUCCUGUUGGACGCACAGGCGUUUCAGGAGGGCGUGGGUCCUCUCGCCGCCCUGCCGAAAUUCCUGGCAUACGCGGGGGUAGCUCUCCUGAAGAGUGUACAGUUGCGCAUGUCAGCAAUCAAGAUGGCAUUCCAUGAUAAGACACAGUCAACCGAAGAUGCAAUGAAUGUCGGCCGUCUGCACUGCCUGAUGCCUGAUUGGGCUGAUGCCAUGGUUGAUUUCAUGCGCUCGGGCGGUUACCACGUGUCCAAGAGAGUGGGCGAGGUGUCCCAGCCAUGCCUAGUGGUGCUUGUGGUGACCACUCACAAAGGAGCUCCUAAAGAAUUUCUGGGAGCAAAGGUGAUACCUUCGCUAAGUUUCCCCUGCCCGUGGUACACGAAUGUUCCUCUCGCGCUGGGAUUCAGCCCACGAAUUGUUUCUGAAGUGGCCAAAUUCAAGCCAGACAUCAUCCACUCCACCUCUCCAGGAAUCAUGUGCUUUGGAGCCAUGGCAACAGCGAAGAUGACACACACGCCCUUCAUGCUCUCGUAUCACACUCACGUCCCAGCGUACAUACCCAAGUACACUUUUCCAGGACUAGUGGAGCCCAUGUGGAAAGUAAUUCGAUACUUGCAUCGAGGGGCGGACCAUGCUAUCACGACAUCUCACGAGCUGGCAAAGGAGCUUAAAGAGCACAACGCCACAGCAGGAGGCAGCAGGCAGAUGGGCGUGUGGCCCAAGGCAGUAGAUUCUCACAAGUUCAACCCGCGGUUUCGAGACCAGGAGACGCGGAAGCUGCUCAGUGGAGGGGAGGUGGACAAGCCUCUCAUUGUGCAUGUGGGGCGCCUGGGAGCUGAGAAGAACCUUCAUCUGCUCAAACCCAUGCUGGACAGGCUUCCAGGGGCACGCCUUGCUUUCAUCGGGGAUGGACCACACAGAGGCGAGCUGGAAAAACUGUUUGCCGGAACGCCCACAGUCUUUGCCGGCAUGAAGCAAGGAGCCGACCUUUCGCGAGCAUUCGCAUCAGGAGACAUUUUCAUCACUCCUUCGGAAACAGAAACGCUGGGGAACGUGGUUCUAGAAGCGAUGGCGUCAGGUGUCCCUGUGGUCGCCGCCCGGGCAGGUGGAAUCCCAGAUAUUGUCAACAGAGAGGGGCAGAACGGGUUCCUGUUCACGCCGGGGGACGUGGACGACGCGGUCGGCAAGCUUCGGCAGCUAGUGGCAUCCAAGAAAACGCGAGAGGCGAUAGUUGAGGCGGGGUUGCGGGAUGCGGAGGCGUGUGAUUGGCGAGCCAGCACGAUGACAGUGAGGAAUGAGCACUAUGGGAGGGCGGUUUACUCGUUUAUCCGCAAGGGGCGGGUGAAUCUGCGGAGCAGGAAGCCUCUGGCUGUGGCUGCUCCUGCCUCGGUCUUCCCUCCCGGGCCGCGUGACUUGCAGUGA